UUAUAUGUUUUGAGUGCUGUUCGUCGCAAUUUCGAGCGGAUUUCUUGAAAAUUAUGCGAUCCUCGCUACGCUGGAGAUAAACUGUAAUCAAUUCUGAAACGUUAUCUCAAGUGUCAAGCGCAAGGCAGGGAAGAACAGAAAGGAGCAACGAUUCUUUCUUGUCGAAAAAUGGAGGAUGAACGCUUAAUUGGCAAGGACACAAAGACAGAUGAGAAUACUGAGGCCAAACCUAAGGAAACUCUAGGCUUAAACACUACAGUAGCCCUGGAUACUCUGCAUCGUGAUGUUAGACGUGUCCUUCAAGAAUAUGAAGAGGAACACAGAAAAAAUAAAAAGUAUAGAGCUUGGCUGAAGGAUACCCUGCAUCAUCGUAGCCAAUAUACAACGCUCUGCUGGACCUCUGCGAUCGCGCUGUUGAUCAAUGCCAUUAUUCUCAUCGUUGCGUUCUUUACGCUUAAUGAAACAUGGUAUUCAACACUGCCGUAUGAAGGACUGAUAGUUUGUUGUUUAGUAGUAUUGAAUUUUAUCUUAGUGGUAUCGGAUAAUAAAUUACGACAUGAAGAAAUUCCUCAUAGAGUGAAAAUUCUUCUUGAUCAACUCAAUGUUGCACGUUCCACAUGUCAAUGGAAAUCCGAGAACUACCCACAUUUGUGCAGUCCGCAAUCCCCUUGCUUAACCUUACAGUGGACGUAUCGUGAUGGUGAAGUAGUCAACUUGCCGUGGGCCUUAUUAGUGGCCGGUGACAUAAUUGUGAUGAAGCCAGGCCAGCAAGCACCUGGAUAUUGCGUACCAUACGAGGAUUCAGAAGCGCCUGUUUUGCACGCAAGAGAGACUUACAGUGUGCCAGUACACAGCGCGAACGAAAUCUUCUCCAUGCCGCAGUCCCGCGUACCUCUGAAGAGUAAGAUCUACAAACUUCAGGAAACGCCGUACUUGGUGAAUCUGCGAAUGGCACUCGAUCAAGCUCUCGAUCGACCAGUAACUUAUUACAAUCGCAAGCGUCACUUGCUGAUGAUAUGCUGCAUUGAGCACUUGACCUAUCCGAUACUCGUGAUUGUUAUCCUUGUGAUCAAUCUGCUCCGUUAUCUAUAUCUGACAGACUACUUUGGCACUGGUCAUUGGAGUGAGAUGUUUCUGUUGCAACCGAUCGCUGUGAGUCUUCCAUUGUUACCGUUGGUGUUUCCUACCUGUUGGAUAUUCCUCAAUUGCUUCGGUAUGGCCCGCUUCAAAGCGCUGUUCAAGCUUUAUCUGUCCGCAAAAAAGCUCCAGUUUGUAGAUCCUUUUGAAGACGCCGAAAUCAAUGGUCCCAAUCAUCCGGACGUAGUGUACAACUGGCUGGAACUUAAAGAAUAUUUCUUCGGUAUUCUUUUCGGCAACGAGCACAUGAUGUCGCGAUCGGCGAGCAUUCUGCAUGUUCUGGGCUCUGUAACCGCGCUGUGCUGUGUAGAUAAGAAGGGAAUUCUCUCAUGGCCUAAUCCCACGGCGGAGAAAGUAUUUUUCCUACGUAACGCCAAUAUUUUGUCGCCGAGCUCGAGUACCGGCAGUGUGGACAAGACGACUGACAAGAACCAGGAAUCUGAGGAGACCAAGGUGAACUCCAACAGAACGUCUUACGUACAGCAUGAUAUGUCGCACUCCACCGCCGAGGUCCUGGAUCUUACCCAUGAUCAUGCCCUGCCGUUCCGACUGCAGUUCGACGACCACUCGUGGCGGCAACAUCUGAACUCGUUGAAACCGCUCGGUCUGGCGAUCCUCCUCAACACGUGCAACAUGGACACGCAGGAACAUUACACGCAAUUCUGUUGUCACGUCACUUGCGAGGCUCUCUAUAAUGAGAACUUGGUCCCAGUAACAAAUAGACGAUGUCUGUGCGAACUGGCGAAGCAGAUCGGUUUCCAAGAUCAAGCACAGAAAAUUUUCCAAUUGGAACAGCAACUAUGUACAUUUAGACAUGUACAACCAGAGAUGGUCAGACGGGACAUAAAGUUCGCGCGUUCACUGAGCAUCGCGACAAAGUUAAAAUUCCCGUUUCCUCACAUGGUCGCCGUAGUCGUGAAAGAGCGUAGCGGUGGUGGUCUACAGUUGUUGACGCAAGGAACGGCUGAUAUAAUUCUGGACUCAUGCAUCGAAUACUGGGAUGGCCACGAUCUCUGCCCUCUUUCUGCAUCAGAUAGAAAAAAGGUGCAAGAUUUCUACCAGAGGACGAGCUUAACCUCGUAUUGUACCGCAUUUGCUUAUCGACCAUUGACGCGAGCCAUCAACGACAACAUGUCCGAGAUAUAUCUGGAGCUACCGGCGGAUAGCAAACACUUGUACACACCUCACAGGAGUCCGACUCCUUUACCGUGGGACUUCAGAAACGUUCUCGAUCCCAGAAUACGAGGAAUACUGGGACAGUUUCAUUCGACAGAUUCCUUACUGUGUAACGAAAAUAAAGAUGACGACGUGAACGAUAUUGAAAGCUGCUUCGAGGUGCAAUGCAAUCAGGUUUUCAUCGGAAUGGUUACCAUGCAAUAUCAGGCACAAACCGAUAUGGUACAAUUGAUUGAACAAUUAGAUAGAGCAUGCAUAAGGUUUGUGCACUUCAGCAAGGAGAAUGAACUGCGCUCGCGUGUUUUCUCAGAGAAAAUGGGCUUGGAGAGCGGUUGGAAUUGUCACAUCUCGUUACUCAGCGAGGGAGCCAGGUCCGAGAGUCCAGUGGGUUGGUGGGUGAGCCAGGCAGCAGCCAUGUCCUCACCCACUCCCUCACCCACGGCCCAAUCUCAUCAGCCUAAUUACUCCUGCAUGGACGAGGCCAGCCACUUGCUUAAUCGUGUCUUACCUCGUACCAAUCUGAACAACAGCCGAGCGAUGAGCAUGUCGGCGCCAAGCGCUAUCAACACGGAUUUCUCGACAGUGAAAUUCGACGAUGAAACAACCGAAUGGAAUAACACAGGAACAUCGCAGGUCAAGAGCACAAUGAGCCACAGAGAUAACAAACUGUCGAGCAGAGAGCAGGACACGGUGAGAAGCGAGGACAGCGUUCUGGUGCAGAGCGUCGAUUUGGGAUCAGGCCAGGAGGCUUGGAGAUCCUUGAGCUGCCUCACCGAUAGCACCGAACAAAGUGCGCCGGUUAAUUUUGAUCUAUCGAACAGGGCUAAAUUGCCAAGGGGCAUAGACAAGAUACGUCCGCACAUCGAGUUGAUAGAUAAUGUUCCUUUACUCGUGUCCCUGUUCACCGACUGCAAUACUACAGUAACCCGCGAGAUGUUGCAUAUAAUGCAGGAUUAUGGCGAAGUGGUGUGUGUGCUUGGCUCCUCUGCCAACGCUGAGAAUAUGCCUAUCUUCAUGCAGGCUGACGCAGGAGUGGCAGUGGAGCCCUUGUACCCCCAGGUAUGUCAGAAGGUACCAGUAUUGGUAUCUCCUAAGGAGAGCCAAGGAAUUUCUCCCGUUGAUCUGAGUAGAGCGCUAAACUCUGUUACGUGUUCACUGAGUGUGAAACGUGAGGAUCCUGUAGCAAUUUUUCAUCUCAUUAUGGAGGCUCGUCAUUACAUGAAGAAUCUAUGGAAUUGUAUACAAUUUUGGCUGUGCUGUGUAAUUACGCUCUCAUUUGUACAAAUGCUGUCGGCGUUUCUACUGUUACCGCCGCUGUUCUCCAUCGAUCAAAUACUUUGGCUCUGUUGCUUAAUAAUUCCUGUACUGUCGACAUCCAUGAUCACCACGCCGAUAGACUCGACGAUAAUGCAACGCGCGACUGGAAAAAAUCAAUGCGUGGUCAAUGGAGAGGUCACGCUAUUCGUGUUAUGGUGCUACGGCAGCAAGUUCUUGCCAACGGUGAUCACAGUGAUUCUCUCGCAGUGCAUCUCGUUCCUAACGCUUUGCCCCGUCUACGUACCACAGAACUCCAAGUGCCUGUAUAUAUAUCCGGACCCGCGGGACCAGAUUUGGGGCGGCUGGGGUAGCAAGCCAAUUGUCGUUUUGGUCGUACAACAUUUCGCUCUCACGCUUAUAGUCCUGCAUUUCGUUACGAUAUCUGUUAGCUUUGUGCACAGAGAAUACUCGAUAUGGAAAAAAAAUCCCAUAAGUAAUUGCACCUGGUUUCUUGGUGUAUUUAUUGUAUUGUGUGUGCAAGCGAUGUUCUCUGGUAUAGUGUUCCGCAAGUUUUGGCGAGAAGAGAGCAAGAAGAUCGAAAAUUUCCCGAUACACGUGCCAUUAUUCUUUCUAUUCUCUGUUCCGCUGACGUUCAUAAUUAACGAGUUGAUCAAGUGGCAAGAGAUCAAAGUGAACGUGAGAUAUCAGAAAAGGGCACGUUUGGAAUUUGGCACAAAGCUAGGAAUGAAUUCGCCAUUUUAA
This is a messenger RNA of Atta colombica, 4332 nucleotides long. RefSeq names its product transmembrane protein 94. The transcript is spliced from 25 exons. Lineage: Eukaryota; Metazoa; Arthropoda; Insecta; Hymenoptera; Formicidae. Gene Ontology annotation, molecular function: nucleotide binding. The coding region runs from base 169 to 4332 and encodes 1387 amino acids. The record is from RefSeq and is a predicted model, not a curated record.